AUGGAUGCUGGAGGGGAGGUGGUUCAGCCUUCACGCUCGAUAUGGAGAUCUGUGCCUUUCCAGAUUCUGGUUGCGUGUGGUGUGAGUUUUACUGCGCCGGGCAUGUGGGAUGCGCUUGGUGGUCUGGGGGCAGGAGGUGCUGCUGAGCCAUAUGCUGUCUCAGCAGCGAAUGCUCUGGUGUAUGGGCUCUUUGCUGUGGUUUGUGUGGCUGCGGGUGCGAUCAACAAUCGAAUUGGGUUGAAGUAUGGACUGGCGCUGGGUGCUGUGGGAUAUCCGCUUUAUGGUGCUGGACUAUACACGAACAACGUCAACGCCAAUACCUGGUUUAUGCUCUUCGGAAGCGCUCUUUGCGGGAUUUCUGCUGGAUUCUUCUGGGCUGCGGAGGCUGCUAUCAUCAUUGGAUUUCCUUCACCUGGAGACCGGGCGUUUUACCUUGCCAUUUGGCAGACAGCCAAAGCCGCAGGACCUAUUGUGGGCGGUGCGAUCAACUUGGGCCUGAAUUCGAACCGAGAGACCGCAGGAUCAGUGUCUUCGACGACAUACAUCGUCUUCAUCGUCAUCAUGUGCCUUGGCCUUCCGAUUGCACUUUGCCUGUCGCCUGCGCACAAAGUCUGGCGAAAAGACGGAACCAGAAUUGUAACUCAAAGGGCCGCAACCUGGGGAGCUGAAUUUAAAGCAGUCGGCAGGCUAUUCAUCAGUCGCCGGAUCCUGCUCUUGCUGCCAGCUUUCUUCAUCAGCUACUUCUACAACGGCUUCAUGAGCACCUGGCUCACAACCUACUUCACCGUCCGAGCACGCGCUUUCUCCAGCUUCCUGACCAACUUCGCCGGCAUUUUCAGCUCCUUCAUCAUCGCAACACUACUCGACAACCAACGCAUCUCAAUGAACAAACGCGCCAAAAUCGCCUUCUCAUGCAUCAUCACCAUCCUCAUCGGAACCUGGAUCUGGGCCACAAUCCUCCAAAAACAAUUCUACGACGCAAACGAAUCUCCCGUCUGGGACUGGUUCACAGCCGGUUUCAACAAAAGCUACGCCCUCGUUUUCUUCUGGCAAUUUGGUGGUCAAGCUUUUCAGCAGUUCCUUUACUGGCUUGUGGGACAGUAUGCGACGGAUUUGAGUGACUUGAGCUAUCAUACUGGAAUUUUGCGUGGUACGGAGGCUUUGGGGCAGACUGUGGCUUGGGCUAUGCAGUCUGAGGGGAAUGCGAAUCAUUUUGUGAGUAUUGGGAUUAAUUUUGGGAUUACGGCGCUUUGUGUUGCGCCGACUUGGAUUGUGCUGUCGGAGUUGAAGGGAAGUCAUGAGGUGGAGGUCGUGGAGGUUGAGAGAGAGGUUGAUGGGGAUGAUUUGGAUGCUGCGAAGAAGGGCUCAAGGAGGGAGAGCUGA
Molecule: messenger RNA, 1383 nt
Organism: Cercospora beticola
Lineage: Eukaryota; Fungi; Ascomycota; Dothideomycetes; Mycosphaerellales; Mycosphaerellaceae
Biological process (GO): transmembrane transport
Molecular function (GO): transmembrane transporter activity
Source: RefSeq, a predicted model, not a curated record